This is a messenger RNA of Ostrea edulis (European flat oyster), 2400 nucleotides long. RefSeq names its product golgin subfamily A member 6-like protein 25. The record is from RefSeq and is a predicted model, not a curated record. The coding region runs from base 1 to 2400 and encodes 799 amino acids. Lineage: Eukaryota; Metazoa; Mollusca; Bivalvia; Ostreida; Ostreidae. The transcript has 2 exons.
AUGACCCUGAAUGGGAUGUAUAAAAGAAAAAAUAGACUUGUCUAUCAAGAGAAGGUUCUUUGGACAUCCUUGUUUAUGUCCUUACCAGAUGAAGUAAACACUUUGAAAACCUGCCUGACAGAGAAAGAGGACUCGUGGAAGAUGAAGCUUGAGAAGGAAGAGGAGGAGAGCUUGAAGCGAGAACAGGCAUUGAUUAAUGGCUACAAAGCAGAGAUAGCCAACCUAAAGAACCAGUUGUCUGUUAUGAAGGCUGAACAUCGACACAAUAGCCCAAGUCCCCUUAAAUCUCCAUCCAAACAUAGGAAACACCAGGAUCAUUUCAUGGAGGACUUGUCAAAACAACUUAAAGACCUCCAGGAAGAAUUUGACAAGAACUCUGCAGCAACACUUGAGUUAGAAGAGGCUCUUCACAAGACGAAACAAACAAAUGAAGAAUUAGAAGAGUCUCUCCACAGAGAAAAACAGACAAAUGAGGAGAUACAAAAUGCUCUUAGCAAGUCAAAACAGACUAAUGAGGAAUUACAAGAAGCUCUUCACAAGUCAAAACAGACAAAUGUGGAAUUACAAGAAGCUCUUCACAAGUCAAAACAGACAAAUGUGGAAUUACAAGAAGCUCUUCACAAGGAAAAACAGACAAAUGAGGAAUUACAAGAGGCUAUUCACAAGGGAAAACAGACAAAUGAGGAGGCUAUUCACAAGGAAAAACAGACAAAUGAGGAGGCUGUUCAAAAGGAAAAGCAGACAAAUGAGGAAUUACAAGAGGCUCUUCACAAGUUAAAACAGACUAAUGAGGAAUUACAAGAAGCUCUUCACAAGUUAAAACAGACUAAUGAGGAAUUACAAGAAGCUCUUAAUAAGGAAAAACAGACAAAUGAGGAGGCUGUUCAAAAGGAAAAACAGACUAAUGUGGAAUUACAAGAAACUCUUCACAAGGAAAAACAGACAAAUGAUGAGGCUGUUCAAAAGGAAAAACAGACUAAUGUGGAAUUACAUGAAGCUCUUCACAAGUUAAAACAGACUAAUGAGGAAUUACAAGAAGCUCUUAACAAGGAAAAACAGACAAAUGAGGAGGCUGUUCAAAAGGAAAAACAGACUAAUGAGGAGGCUGUUCAAAAGGAAAAACAGACUAAUGUGGAAUUACAAGAAACUCUUCACAAGGAAAAACAGACUAAUGAGGAAUUACAAGAAACUCUUCACAAGGAAAAACAGACUAAUGUGGAAUUACAUGAAGCUCUUCACAAGUUAAAACAGACUAAUGAGGAAUUACAAGAAGCUCUUAACAAGGAAAAACAGACAAAUGAGGAGGCUGUUCAAAAGGAAAAACAGACUAAUGAGGAGGCUGUUCAAAAGGAAAAACAGACUAAUGUGGAAUUACAAGAAACUCUUCACAAGGAAAAACAGACAAAUAAGGAGUUACAGGAGGCUCUUCAAAAGACAAAAUCUGCAAUUGAUUUAAAAACUGGAAAUGAAGAAGCAAUGCAAAAGCAGGAAUCAGAUAAUGGAAAAUCUGCAGAUUUGGAAAAAAUUGUUGAAGGUUUGAAAUGCAAGAUAGCUGAAAAGGAUGUAGAGAUAGCAGAAUUGAAAGAACAUUCUAACAAACUAGAUCUGUCAAUGGGGAGAGACAUGCAGUUUCAGCUAGACGAGGCACACAUUGAGAUUUCACAACUUCAGGGUGAACUUACAAAGCUAGAACGCAAAGCAGUGAAUUUAGAGAAACUUUAUAAAGAGAAAACCAAACAAAAUAUGGAACUCAAUGAUGAAUUGAACAAAGUGAAAGUAGCAAAAGAAAUGCUAGAGGAAGAUCUGCAAGACCAGGAGGAGACAGAAGGGAAAUUAGUAGAAACGUCCAAGGAAAAGGAUCAACUGAAAAAGAGAUUUGAAGAACUAGAAAAAGAGAUAAAACAGCAUCAGGAUAACUCUGAUGAGAAGUGUGUCAUCAUUCAAAAAGAGAAUGCUGAAUUGAAGGAGAAAAUUGAAAAGCUAGAGUAUAAGCUUACUGAGGAAGAAAAUGCAGGCUGUACAAUGAAGUCUGAGUUGGAAGCUGCAACAGUUGAGAUCAAGAAGUAUGAAGUGCUAAGUGAGACCCAUGAAAAGAAGAUAAAAGAAUUGCUGGACCAGCUUGGCAAUUGUGCACAGUGCCGGGAGUGGCAGACAAAGAACACUGACAUUGAAGAGGCCUUAGAGGCCUUGAAAGGAGAGGUGAGGUUUUUACAGGGGGAGGCUGAGCCUCUGAAAGAAGAGCUUACAACACUGAGAAGUGACUUCAAAACUAAAAAUGUGGAAGUUGGUGAUUUAAAGGAAAGAUAUGAAAAUAUUCAAAGUGAACUAGAAAAGAAGGAACAUACAUUUGAAGAAACUCUUGAGAACUCGAACAAACAAAUGAUCAGUAUGAUAAACUGA